Messenger RNA from Penicillium verrucosum, 1056 nucleotides. Its product is annotated as putative proline utilization protein PrnX. Bases 1 to 1056 code for a protein of 351 amino acids. Lineage: Eukaryota; Fungi; Ascomycota; Eurotiomycetes; Eurotiales; Aspergillaceae. Gene Ontology annotation, cellular component: cytoplasm. The transcript has a single exon. The record is from RefSeq and is a predicted model, not a curated record.
AUGCACAUCCUCUCCGAACCAAAUGUCUCCAAAAUCUUCCGCAGUCUAACACAAGACCAAUGUCACGACUUCAUCACAACACUCGGCAAUGCCUUGAUCAGCAUAACCAAAGAAUCAAAGCCCUCAACCCCAGCAUCCAGCAAAAAGAUCCACCAACCCCUUCGUACAGUCUUCACCACAAGCAAUGACAACACCUGCAUCUUCAUGCCGGUAUCGGACACUGCCUCCACCGGCAUGAAAGUGGUAACAGCAAGUCCAUCCGGAAUCCAAGGUGUAAUCAACAUCUUCAACCCGGAAGGCCGACUACAAGGCCUGCUAGCCGCAGCAGAAGUAACAGCCUUCCGCACCGCACUGGCAACAAUGGCCCUCUUCGUGCGCUGCACGACCCUCCGAAAGGACAACGUGCUUGUUCUCGGCAGCGGGCGACAGGCAGAGUGGCAUGCACGUCUUGCGAUACUACUAUAUCCCGAACAGGUGCGACGGGUGACGUUUGUGAAUCGCGGUGCGAAGAGACUCGCCGAGAUGGAGAGAGAUGUUGUUUCUGAAUUGCGGGGCACGUAUCCCGGUCUUGUUUUUGACACGCUUGCUAAGGAAGGUGUUGAUGAUUAUGAGCAGAGGCUUGGGGAGGAACUUGCCGCUGCCGAUGUUAUCUUUAGUUGUACGCCUGCUACGGUGCCGAAUUUCGGAUAUGCCGCGUUGCAGAACAAUCCUAAGCAGAGGUUUAUCUCGCUUAUUGGAUCGUAUAAGCCGGAUAUGCAUGAAAUUGAUACUGAGACGUUGCUUUCGGGUGGUGGGAAGGUUUAUGUUGAUUCGAAGACGGCUUGUCUUGAGGAGGCUGGGGAGUUGAUUACUGCUGGUCUUGGGGAGGAGCAAUUGAUUGAAAUGGGAGAUCUUUUGGGAGCCGAGGGGAUUGUGGAGGGGGUGGUUGAUGUUCCUGCUGGUUGUAAUGUUGUCUAUAAAUGUGUUGGUAUGGGACUUAUGGAUCUUGUUGUUGGGAAGAAGGUGCUUGAUGUUGGAGUUGAGAUGGAGCUUGGGUCUCAUGUUGAUGGAUUCUAA